This is a messenger RNA of Nannizzia gypsea CBS 118893, 1965 nucleotides long. RefSeq lists its product as hypothetical. The record is from RefSeq and is a predicted model, not a curated record. Lineage: Eukaryota; Fungi; Ascomycota; Eurotiomycetes; Onygenales; Arthrodermataceae. The transcript has 2 exons. The coding region runs from base 1 to 1965 and encodes 654 amino acids. Gene Ontology annotation, biological process: double-strand break repair via nonhomologous end joining. Gene Ontology annotation, molecular function: DNA end binding. Gene Ontology annotation, cellular component: DNA ligase IV complex; nucleus.
AUGGCACGAAACUGGGAGAGGUUGCCGGUCCAUAGCAGUUCAUAUCCACCACUUCUAUUCAGUUACGAGCCAAGCUCUGAUGGCUAUGAGCUUUUUUUAACUGACCUGGGUCAUGUUUGGUCUGAGAGCCUAAGCCAUAAACAAAUCAUUAAUCGCGCCGUGAAAGAAGAUACCAGUAUCGAUCCCAGUCAGGAUGAGGACCAGUAUUCUGUACUGUUACAGAAAAUUAAUGAUGCGCUGCACGGGUCUAAAGAGACAUCGUUAUGUCUUUCUGGCCACAGCACCGGAUCGAGUUUAAAACUGUCGACCACUACGAAGUUACCAAAACCCUUAGAGCCUUUAAAAUGGACGUUGAACUUAUCCAAAUGUUCUCCAUCUGCAUUAACACGACAUAUGCUAGUGCCAACGUUGCAAAGCUGGCUGGGCCUUGAAGAUAGUCAGCAAUCUCUUUGUGAACUAUUAGAGGAGAAAGAUAAGAUAAUUGGAAAGCUUUUCGACAAAAUAGAGUCCUCGGGACUUGAUUUGAGUACGGUUUUUCCUGGGAUGGCGAAUAUACGACAAGGCCAAAAGAGAGGCUCCCUUUUUUCACACGCUUCCAGAUUGGUGAAAGGACUGAGCCCAUUUGACAAAAGUUCUUGGGAGGCUGUACAUUAUCGCAGAGUUUCGGAGAAAUUUGGUUCAAAUUCAAUUCGGAAACACUUGUACGAUGAUGAUCUGUUUGACGUACGGAAUAUGGAACUCAUAGAAAGCGAAUGGUGGAAUCGCCCUAUAUCAUCCCGUGGCUCCAACCACACUGGGAAAGAAGUUCCACACGAUAUUAAGAGACAGCCAAAAAACAAUGAGAAUGAAAGCGAUGAUGAAUUUCAAAGGCAAGAAACGCCCCCACGGCUCAAAGGAACCAGUAUAAAGCCCUCAUCGACCAUUACCGGUCAUCCUUCUUCGACACAACACGGGAACAAACAUAAGAGAUCUUCCCAGGAAUCCGGGAGCCUAAAAGAUACAGGUUCAAUGGAAAACAUGAAGACAGAAACACCGUCAAUCAUUGAUUACAGUAACCCCGAACCAACCCCACGUCAGGAAAUUAAACCGAAGGCUCUUGGUAAUAUUGGUGGGAAGAAGCCCAAGUCAUUAACAAGGCAACAAGGGCUUGAUCCUGCCACGUUGGACGCAGAUAAGGCCGUUAACAAACCCACAGAGUCUAGCAUGGAAGAUCAGGCCACCCCACUAGCAACAGAAAGUGGUGAGAGUGAUGACAACGAUGACGAUGUCAAUGAUAAAAGAGUUAGUAGAACCACGAGGCAAGCUUUACACCAACAAAAUCACAGUGGCUCUCAAAGGACCAAUACAACAACCCAGAUAGCUCAGCGGGAAAGCCAGGCUGCUCUGCGUACACGCAGUGGGCUCGGAAGAAUCGGUGGGAAGAAACAAAAAGAACCAUUAGACCUCAAUCCGGGUGGGGAAGAAGCUGCCUCUGCAGCAAGCUCUAGGGACAAGACGGAUAGCCCUGAAGCAGGGGAAGAAGACGGGGGCCGCUACAACAUUACGAGCAAACAAGAGGAACCCGACUUGUCACAUGGACAUAAGGAGCAAUCAACGACAUCCUCUAAGUCAUGCAAACGGAGCGGUAAACUUGGCACCAUUGGUGGAGUGAAAGCUUCUCACAAGUCGGCCAUGACCAAUGUCCAAGGAAGGAAUGCCUCUAACACCGAAAUUUCACAAGAUAGUGAAGAUGGUGGUCAUCAUGACACUAACAAGUUGAUUGGUAAAGAAGGAGAUCCUACAAAUCCAUCACUUUCGUUGCCGUCUAUGUCUAGUACUACGGGUGAACCGAAAGCAGAGAGCAAUCAAGUUAAAGAGGAGUCUCCGGAGGAGAGGGCAGAUAGGAAACGACAGGAACUACGACGCCAGCUUGAGACAGCCGAUAAGGGCCAAAGCAAACCGGCAAAGAAGAAACGAAGGUUUUAG